Messenger RNA from Daphnia pulex (common water flea), 1424 nucleotides. Its product is annotated as KICSTOR complex protein ITFG2-like. The record is from RefSeq and is a predicted model, not a curated record. The coding region runs from base 160 to 1380 and encodes 406 amino acids. Gene Ontology annotation, cellular component: KICSTOR complex. The transcript is spliced from 10 exons. Gene Ontology annotation, biological process: regulation of TOR signaling. Lineage: Eukaryota; Metazoa; Arthropoda; Branchiopoda; Diplostraca; Daphniidae.
CUAGCAGACAUAACUUCAGUCAGACAUUUGUUUUUCACCAUCCCCUUCUGACCCCCUUGCUCAGUAGACCACAAUAAAACUCUAAACAUAAACAACUAAUCUUACCUAGCGGGAGACUACUAGUAAGUAUCUACUCUUUUUCCUAAAAACUGAAAUACAAUGAGAGCUGUGUCUUAUGUGGAACGUCUUGAGUUUGAUUUCCCUGGAUCAGUUUUCAAAAAUGCAUUUUUGUUUGGUGAUGUUGAUAAUGACAAAUGUGAAGAACUUGUUGUGGGUAACGAAAAUGGAGAUGUGUACAUUUACAAAGGCAGCGCUAGUAAAUGUUGGAGAAGAGCUAGUGAUUUGGGAAUGGUAACUGCAAUUGGAGUUGGUGAUAUAUUCAAUGCGGGUCGAAAUUCUUUGGUUGUGGUUAAUGGGGAAGGCUGGUGUUACAUUUUUGAUUUCCUCACGGAUACGUGCAGCGACGGUGAACUUCCCAUGAAACCGACUCACGUACAACGAAUUCCGGCUAAUACCAAAGUCCUUCUCCUGCAUGAUGUGAAUUCAGACGGAAUGAUUGAACUUGUGAUUGGAUUGACGGACCGAGUUGUCCGCACGUAUCAGUGGAUUAAUACAAAACUGGUUGGUCUCAACAAAUGGGAGUUCGCUAAUCAAAUUGGUACUGUGGGUAUAAAUGACAUGGCCAACCGCACCCCUUCACUUCUAGUUGCCCAUCCGGGAGGUACGUUUAUUCGGUUGAAAUGUAAGCCUUUAGAAAAUUGUGAAGAUCAUGGAAAAGAAGAACCAAGGGAGUUAUUAUCUAAAAUGUCAAUUGAUUAUCAUCCACUUGCAUACUCACAUAUGCGCAAUCCAAAUGUAUCAACGGAAAUAUUAGGGAACAUAUCACAGGGAAUAUCGCAUCAAGAUGAAAAUAAGGGAGCCCUGUAUGCCGUUGCUACACUUGACGGAACCUUGAUGAUGGUACGAGAUGAGCAAAUUUUGUGGUCGUUACAAGUUGAUCAUCAGUUAUUUGCUCUAUCGAAACUAGACAUAACAGGCGAUGGCCGGGAAGAAGUGGUCGCCUGUUCAUGGGAUGGACAAACAUACAUUGUAAACCAAGAGAAGCAAACUGUUCGGUUCCAAUUUGAUCAAUCCGUUUCAGCCUUCACCGCAGGUUAUUAUUCCUUAAAUUCCCAAUCGUCUUCCCUCCCCGCUUUUGCUUACGCAACGUUCCACAACAAAAUCUACGUGUAUUACAACGUCUCUCUUCCAAGAAUAACUCUCCACACUUCUAGCGAACUUCUCAAAACGAAAUCUGAAAAUUUAGAUGAGAACUUGUUGAAGUAUCUUACGAAUCCUUCGAAAUUGAGCGAAAUAUUUGCUAAAACACUUUACAAAUAAAAAUUCUCUAUUCCUCUAACCGAAAAUAAAAUAAAUUAAAUUUA